GAAAUACUACUUGUGACUGUCAUAAUUAGUCAUUUUUUUUUAAAUUGAAUUUGUUUGAAGUGUGUGUCUUGAAAUUUUGUAAAAAAUGACGGAAGAAUUUAAGGUCGUCACCCAAGAUAUCGUUAAUGUCACAGUUACAAACUCUGCAAAACAGGCGACAUUAGGCUAUGAAAAACGUUUUCCAAAAGACUUAACAAUAUUUAAAUUAAAGGGUAAAUUAGAAUUAGUAACAGGUGGAAAUGCUGCAACAAUGAAAUUAGAAUUAUAUUCGAAAGAUAAUAAAUUUAUCUGUGAAUUAAGUAACAAUGACGCGUUACUAGGAUCAUAUCCAGUCGAAGAUGGUAUGCGUAUCCAUGUUGUAGACUCAUUUAAUUUAUGCACGGAAUUCGAAAAUGCAAAAAUCGAAAAAUUCGAACUUACUCCAGAACAGUAUGCAAAGAAACCAGAUUCAUUAAAAGCGUUUUUAAUGAAAAAUAAAUUAGGGAAAUAUAAUGAAGAGGAAAUGCGUAAACGUAAAGAACAAAUGGCAGAAGAAUUAGCUGAAGAAGAGAAAUUGAUUGGUGACAUUAAAGUAGGAUCCCGUUGUUUGGUAACCCUUGAACCAGAACGUCGUGGAGAAGUGAAAUAUGUCGGCAAAAUGGAAGGUCGAAAUGGAUUUUGGGUUGGUGUACAGUUUGAUGAACCAUUAGGGAAAAAUGAUGGAUCAUUUGAAAACGUUCGAUAUUUCACAUGCCCUCCAAAAUAUGGUGGUUUUAUAAAACCAGCUAACAUUAAAUGUGGUGAUUAUCCCGAACUCGAAUACGAUUUAGACGAUGAAAUUUAAUAAAUACGUCUAUUAACUCCAAAAACCCUCACAUUCUGCAUGAAUUUUUUUAUUUAUAAAAAAAUCACACGCUUUAAAAAAAUAUUU
Chrysoperla carnea is the source of this 910-nucleotide messenger RNA. RefSeq names its product tubulin-folding cofactor B (gene TBCB). The record is from RefSeq and is a predicted model, not a curated record. Gene Ontology annotation, molecular function: microtubule plus-end binding; alpha-tubulin binding. The transcript is spliced from 3 exons. Gene Ontology annotation, cellular component: nucleus; microtubule plus-end; cytoplasm. Bases 86 to 823 code for a protein of 245 amino acids. Gene Ontology annotation, biological process: post-chaperonin tubulin folding pathway; tubulin complex assembly; cytoplasmic microtubule organization. NCBI's taxonomy places the organism in Eukaryota, Metazoa, Arthropoda, Insecta, Neuroptera, Chrysopidae.